This is a messenger RNA of Bursaphelenchus okinawaensis, 1621 nucleotides long. The record is from the annotation of a GenBank genome assembly. NCBI's taxonomy places the organism in Eukaryota, Metazoa, Nematoda, Chromadorea, Rhabditida, Aphelenchoididae.
AUGGGAUGGUUUGAAGUGUUCACGUUAUGGUUGUCAGCUUACUCGAUUUGUUUCACAUUUCUGCCAGUUUUAGUCGUGUUAGAUUGGAAACGACGAGGUAGUGCUGAUGGGUACUCGUCCAUCAACUAUGUUCUGCCUAUGUUAACGUAAGGUUAUUUCUGAUAGUUUGUCAAAAAUUUUAAAAAAUUAGAAAAUUGGUCAAGAAGUGGGCAGAAAUGUCAUAAAAAAAGGACAUGUCAAUGGUUUUCUAUGUAGUUUUUGGCCUAAAAUUUUGAUAUAUUUAGUGUUUUUGAUAUUAGAAUAAAGUAAAGUAUACUACAAGAGUAAAGUAGGGUAUACUAAAAGAAUAAACUAAAGUAUAAUACAAGUAAAACGGUAAAAACUUUCAGAAUGUGCUGUUGGUAUCGUCAUGGUUUGAUGACGAAUGACAAUGUAAAUAUUUAUCUUAACCUGAUCAACUUGGCAGUAUUUUCUUUCUACACAGUGGCUUUUGCUUACUAUCAACCUAUUAGGGUAAGGCUACUAUAAUAUAAUAACUUUGAGGGUUUCUAAACUUUGAAAUUUACUUUUUUAUAGUCUUGAGGCUCUUUUACGUAUAAUUAUUAGGUUGUUCAAAUUAUCCUGUGCUUCCUAAUUCAGAAAAUUUGCUUUGAAAUUGGGCUCAGAAUGUUUUGCACAAUUUAAUAGCAAAUACUAUACCUUAAGUCAUAGUAUUGUACAAUAUAUGAUAUAAUUCUGUUCCAGAAAUACCUGUUUGGCCAAGUUUUGGGGUUAGUAUUCACUAUCUACUCGAUUGUACAGUAUGUUGAUGGUCAUUCUGCCAAAGAGCAAUAUGAUGUUAUGGCUUCGAUCGCUGCUGCCACUCAAAUCAUUAGUUUGUUUGGUGGUGUUAAUGAUAUUGUAAGUCGAUUUUUAGUAUCAAAGGUUGUGAAAUCGAGUAUCAAGGUUAUGAAUUUUUUUCAAAGUUUAUGGUGUUUUGUUCACAUUUUGUUCCUGUACAAAAAGUUUUGCGGUCGAUUUAAAUUUUUUUUAGUUGUUAAGAUCGGAACUCGUAGGUACUGUAAUAUCAUGAUAGUUAAAGUGAUUUGAGUUGAUUUAUAACAAAGAAACUAUGAGAAAGCAUUGUAAUUACAAUGCUUUCUCUCAAUUGUAAACUAUUUUUUUACUUAUUGUUACUUAAAAACUCUUUUAUUUUUAAUGUUGCACGGUACAGAUUUUAGACUUUUCAGGCUUAUAUUAUUCAAAAAAUACAUAAUGUAAGCUUUUUUUCAGUUACGUGCUAUCUCCUUGAAGACCACUGAAUACAUUCCGGCUACAAUUCAGUUUGGUGUAUUUGCUCUGACCUUACAAUGGACGUUCUACGGAGUUUAUGUUCAGAACUACUAUAUUGCUGUAGGUCUUUGAACUUUUCUUUCUCUUUUUAGGUAGUAACUUUGGAAUUUUCAUGUACAGUAGACUAAAAAGAUUAAGUCUAAUAAAAACAACAUUCUAGGCCGCUAACGUAGCCGGUCUGGCCGUUAACGUAGUCACUUUGGCCUUGUACUUUGUUUACCCACCAAAAACCUGGGUUGUACCAUUGUUCAACGUUGGUGGAGAAGCCAAAGCAAAGAAGAAACAGUAA